AUGAUCCUGAAGGCUGUGAUCAUGUCCCUGGCCCUGGUGGCUGGCAGCAGUGCCCUGCAUGAGAUAAAAGAUGACGAUCUCGACACUGUGGUUAGUGCUGAUGAAGUUGCCACCGUGGUGUGGGACUAUUUCAGCCAGCAGAACUGCGAUGCCAAUGACUCUGUGAACCAGAUAGCUGAACUGACCCAGAAGCUCAAAGCCCUCUUCCAGGAAAGCAUCGUUGCAGUAGUCUAUAACCAGUCUUUUCCCGAAGAGAUAGAGAACGAUCUAGUGCCCUUUGCCAUAGACCUGCACAAGCUCUUCCCCAAGGACUUAAAGAGAAAAAAGGAUGAGAUCCAGAAGGAGUUGAAAGACUUGCAAGCUGACAUGAAGUCCCACUCCCAAGAAGUGAAAGAGAAGAUGAAAGAGAACGUGCACCUAAUGCAGAAGCAGUUGGAGCCCUACUCGAAUGUGCUCAAAGACUGUGUUGACAGCAUGAGUGAUUUAAAUGCUCAGAUAAUAAAAAUCAAAAAGGAGUUGGAGAAGGGGCUGAGUGACGAUACAGACGGCCUGACGGCCUUGAUGUCUUCAUUGCCCAACAAGAUCAAGAAGCACAUCACCAAGUACCUGUUUGAAUUGCAGUCGAUCCUGAUGGCACUUGAGUACGAAAUAAAGAAGACAAUCAGCCAGUCCAUGAUGGAGCUGAGGCGUAGCCUGAUCCCUUUUGUAAAGGAUACGCAGAAACUCGAAGACCAGCUGGAGGGCCUCUCCUUCCAGUUAAAGAAGGAAGUACUGCAGCUGAUGGCCAACCUCUCUGCCAGGAUCCAGGAAGUAUGGAAGCAGCUGGAUCCCCUGCCUGAGGCCAUGUUGAAAGACACCACCAAUGAGCUGACAAAGUCUUUGACUGAACUAAACAGUCUAGUAGUCAAGCAGGCUGAAGAAUUUCAGCACAAGGUAUCACCUUAUAUUGGGACAUUCAAUAAAGUGAUGGUGCAGAAAGUAGAAGAAUUUGGGCAGAAGCUGGCCCCACAUGCAAGCUACAUGGACGAUCACUUGAUCUUCCUGGAGAAGGACCUGAAGGACAAAGUCAUGUCCUUCUUCCACAGCCUCAAGGAGAAUCCAGAUUUGGGCCUAUCCCUGAAGAUAGGGAAAGCACCAACACCUAACCCUUAUGGUGCAGGCACAGAAUCCCACCCUUUAGAGCAGAGCUCCACUUAA
This is a messenger RNA of Suncus etruscus (white-toothed pygmy shrew), 1197 nucleotides long. Its product is annotated as apolipoprotein A-IV-like. The record is from RefSeq and is a predicted model, not a curated record. NCBI's taxonomy places the organism in Eukaryota, Metazoa, Chordata, Mammalia, Eulipotyphla, Soricidae. Gene Ontology annotation, molecular function: phospholipid binding; phosphatidylcholine-sterol O-acyltransferase activator activity; cholesterol binding. Gene Ontology annotation, biological process: cholesterol homeostasis; positive regulation of lipid biosynthetic process; high-density lipoprotein particle assembly. The transcript is spliced from 3 exons. Gene Ontology annotation, cellular component: chylomicron; blood microparticle; high-density lipoprotein particle. The coding region runs from base 1 to 1197 and encodes 398 amino acids.